AUGGUGGCCUUAUCGACUCUUGACUCGCAAUCCUCAGUAGCUCCCCCUGAUCCCUCGUCGUGCUGCUACCCUCCCAUUCACAUCUUGUUAUCGCUCUCCGUUCUCUCUCCCCCCCUCUCCCCCUCUCCCCCUCUCCCCCCUCCACCCCGCAUCCCCUCACCCUCCCAGCUGCCCCUCUUACCUGGAGUGUAUGUGGCGGCUCUGCCCCGCCCAGUGCGCCAGAUCACCAUCAACCGCCUCCUCGCCUCUCCUGCCAACCUUGCCGCCUCCGGAUACUGCUCACCGAGGACAACGAUGAAUGAGAGGGUAGCGAACACGAUGCUAGCGCGCAUGGUGUAUGAGUGCACCGUCGCUGCCAACAGCCUGGAUGCCAUCCGCUGCCUGCAGACACACCCCUUCGACCUUGUGCUCAUGGAUGUGCAGGUGAGCGGUGCAAUGCGGUGCAAGUGCAUGGGGGGGGCAUGGACGAGCGUGGGGGUGCAAGUGCGUGGGGUCAACUAG
This is a messenger RNA of Closterium sp. Naga37s-1, 501 nucleotides long. Lineage: Eukaryota; Viridiplantae; Streptophyta; Zygnematophyceae; Desmidiales; Closteriaceae. The record is from the annotation of a GenBank genome assembly.